GCUAAGUAUGAUGAAGCGUUUCUUAGAAUUGAGCAAGAGAAAUUGAAAUAUUUCAAGGGGCCUGUGCAGGAUAGCGAAAUGCAAUGCCUAAUGAGUUUGCACCUUUUCUUAAAAAAAUACCCGCUUCUCAACAGUUGUCCGUACGAGCGGACUUGAUGCAAGUUCUCAUGAAGAAUCAACCCACUCCAUCAUAUUUACCAACUCCCAGUCCAGGCUACCAGUCAUCGAGUGAAGACUGGCUAAGUGAUUGUUCGAGCGCCCAACCCAGUACAAGCUACGUAAUUUUGGAAGGAACUCGUCAGUCACCCACACAGCACAAUCCGCCACAGCUUCAGACUUUUUUCACAAGUUUUGAUCCAACAGACAUCGAAGAAAGAAGCUAAUCUGUUCCAAAAUGUCUCCAAAAAAAUCUGAGAGAGGUUCUUUAUUUUUAUAUCCGUUAGAAAUAGGUUUAGUUCAGUUACAAAGAAGUUUAUUUGUGUUCUAUUUCUGUUAAAUGACGUUUGUUCAAAAAUUUAUUUGUUUAAAAAAACGUUUAUGUUGAAGAAUAAAAAGUUAAUUAAGUUAUAAUUUCAAUAUUCUGUUUAUCUUCUUACCUCAGUGUCACAGUCAAACGCUCUUCAGGGGAUAUCACACGGCGAAAAUUGUUGUAUUUAGUCAGGUCAGACUUAACAUGUUCCAAGAUAUAUUUGAAAUACCAGCGUCUCCUCGUACAGCGACUCUAAGUCGUUGUCUUUCACCACUGUUGAUCCACAGCACUAGGAUGGCGUCCUCGGAUUCAUACACGACAGCACCACCUGCAAGCCCCCUUGGAGCAAUACAGCCUGAUUUGUACGUUAAGAAAAACGGACCCCUUUUUAUAGGUGGAAUAGCUGGAAAAAGUAGUAGUGCUGGACUGGGAAGACUACAUUUUAGAUUAUCGUAUGAUUUUGACAAGAGCGAUUUUAUAGUGCACUUGAUUGAAGCUCCUUGCGACCAAGGAGGAUUCACAGAUCCUUAUGUUCGCGUGUCGCUGCUGCCUGAAGUGGACGCUAGAAAACGUCAGACAUCCAUACACCGCAACAAUCCAAAUCCCUUGUUCGAUCAAAUGUUCAAGUUUCCAGUAUCACACGAAGAACUUCAGUUUAAGACGCUGGUCCUUCAAGUGUUCGAUUAUGAUAGGUUUUCGAGAAAUGACAUUAUUGGUGAAGUAACGAUGAACCUAAGCGACGUCGAUAUAGCCAACAGCAUAGAGAUUUGGGGAGAGAUAGCAAGAACCAAGAAGCCUAAAGAAGAUAUCCAAGAAGUGCUGAUAUCCUUGAGUUAUUUGCCAUCUGCCGAACAUCCGUUUGUGAAGGUUUACCUACAAGUGAAUGGUAAGAGAGUGAAAAGAAGAAAACUGCAUCAAAGAAGGGAAGUUGUAAUCCAGUACUAAUUUUCGACCAAGGUAACGACCUAAUAGGCACCAAUCCCCUGAUAGGUAGCUGCGUGAUAGGGCCUAAAGAGAGCGGCCCCGAAAGAGACCACUGGAUCGACAUGAUGCACAGUCCAAGAAAGGCCGUUGCCUGUUGGCACACCGUCAGGUAAACGAUGCCGACGGAUCUAGUUGGCCAUUCUGACAACAACACGCUCAAAUCAAAUACGCUAUGCCACAACACGUAUAACGUUGUUUGUUGAUAUGUAUUGUGAACGAUCACUGAACAGACAAGGAUAUGCUAUUUAAAAAUGUGCAAAAAAGUGUCCACUGUCGGAAAUGGAGGGAUCCUAGAGUAACAAUUAAAUUUUCUGGAAAAAAUGGUGUCAAGUACAUUGACUCUAUA
Molecule: messenger RNA, 1799 nt
Organism: Acanthoscelides obtectus
Lineage: Eukaryota; Metazoa; Arthropoda; Insecta; Coleoptera; Chrysomelidae
Source: the annotation of a GenBank genome assembly